This is a messenger RNA of Arabis nemorensis, 2088 nucleotides long. Lineage: Eukaryota; Viridiplantae; Streptophyta; Magnoliopsida; Brassicales; Brassicaceae. The record is from the annotation of a GenBank genome assembly.
AUGUCGUUUAGUGGUAAUUAUUUGGGAAAUUACUCUUAUGGAGAUCUUGAAUUUCUAGAUGCUUUGACGAACUGCACCCAACUAGUGACCAUAGCUGUUGUUGAGAAUAGGCUUGGCGGUGACUUGCCUGCCUCCAUUGCCAAUUUGUCCAGGAGCCUCGUCCAUAUAAAACUUGGAGAAAAUCACAUCUCUGGAACCAUUCCUUAUGAUAUUGGGAAUCUCAUAAACCUACAAACACUUGAGCUGGAAAUAAAUAUGUUGACAGGACCACUCCCGACCUCUCUUGGGAAGCUUUCAGACUUGGGAGUAUUAAGUGUCUAUGCAAAUAGAAUGUCAGGAGAGAUACCAUCUUCUAUAGGCAACAUCAGUCGGUUAUUAACACUCUCUUUGUCCAACAAUAGUUUCCAAGGAACUAUUCCUCCGAGUCUUGGUAAGUGUAGUUAUCUGCUACAGUUAUGGAUUGAGUAUAAUAAGUUGAAUGGGAUUAUACCUUUGCAAAUCUCAACCCUUGUUCACCUAAGCAUGCAAGGUAAUUCUUUGACCGGCUCACUUCCAAAAGAUGUUGGACGACUACAAAAGCUUCUUGUUUUAUCUGUUUCGCAGAAUAAAUUGUCAGGACAACUCCCACAAACCCUGGGGAAUUGUCUCUCAAUGGGAAAGAUUUAUCUGGAAGAAAACUUUUCUGAUGGACCCAUUCCAGAUAUAGCAGGGUUGGUUGGUCUUAGACAAGUUGAUUUGUCGAGAAAUAAUCUUUCUGGAAGUAUACCUGAAUAUCUUGCAAACUUUACCAUGUUGCAGUAUCUCAAUCUAUCCAUGAACAAUCUUGAAGGAAGGGUUCCAAUAGAAGGAAUAUUUCAAAAUGCUACUAUAGUUUCGGUAUUUGGGAACAAAGAUCUAUGUGGAGGCAUCAAGCAACUGAAACUAAACCCAUGCUUUCCACAAGCACCACCAAUGGGAUCAAAGCAUUCCUCUCUUCUAAAGAAAGUUGUGAUUGGAGUAAGCAUAGGCAUAGCUUUGCUUUUGCUAUUGUUCAUAGUUUCUCUACCUUGGUUCAGAAAAAGAAAGAAGAACCUUCAGACCAAUUCUCAACCACCUUCCACUUUGGGGGCCGUCCAUGAGAAGAUAAGUUAUGGAGAUCUUCGAAAUGCGACGGAUGGCUUCUCUUCGAGCAAUUUGAUUGGGUAUGGCAGUUUUGGUACUGUGUUUAAGGCAUUGUUCCCUGCAGAGAACAAGCUUGUUGCGGUGAAAGUUCUAAACAUGCAGAGACGUGGAGCAAUGAAGAGCUUUAUGGCAGAAUGUGAAUCUUUGAAAGACAUAAGACACCGUAAUCUUGUGAAACUAUUGACGGCUUGUUCGAGUAUCGAUUUCCAAGGAAAUGAUUUCAGAGCUCUCAUCUAUGAGUUUAUGCCUAAUGGAAGCUUGGAUAUAUGGCUGCACCCGGAGGAAGUGGAAGAGAUUCGUAGGCCCUCGAGAACCUUGACUCUUCUUGAAAGGCUUAGCAUAGCGAUAGACGUGGCUUCUGUUUUGGAUUAUCUUCAUGUUCAUUGCCAUAAACCUAUAGCUCAUUGUGAUCUUAAGCCAAGCAACGUCCUUCUAGAUGAUGAUUUAACUGCCCAUGUCAGUGACUUUGGUCUUGCUCGUCUUCUCCUCAAAUUCGACAAAGAGUCCUUCCUCAACCAACUUAGCUCAGGCAGCGUCAGAGGAACCAUCGGCUAUGCCGCACCAGAAUAUGGAAUGGGAGGACAGCCAUCAGUACAUGGUGAUGUGUAUAGCUUUGGGGUUCUCAUUUUGGAAAUGUUCACUGGGAAAAGACCGACCAACGAGUUAUUUGGGGGAGAGUUAACACUACGAAGCUACACGAAUUCAGCAUUGCCAGAGCGCGUAAUGGACAUUGCAGACAAGUCGAUUCUUCUCACUGGUCUCAGAGUCGGCUUCCCUGUUGCUGAGUGCUUGACACUGGUUCUGGAUGUGGGCCUCAGGUGUUGUGAAGAAUCUCCAACAAACCGGUUAGCAACGAGUGAAGCCACAAAAGAGUUGUUCUCAAUCAAAGAGAGGUUCUUUAAAGCAAGAAGAACAACCAGACGCUGA